Saccostrea cuccullata (small rock oyster) is the source of this 1448-nucleotide messenger RNA. Its product is annotated as apolipoprotein L3-like. NCBI's taxonomy places the organism in Eukaryota, Metazoa, Mollusca, Bivalvia, Ostreida, Ostreidae. Bases 132 to 917 code for a protein of 261 amino acids. The transcript has 2 exons. Gene Ontology annotation, biological process: lipid transport; lipoprotein metabolic process. Gene Ontology annotation, cellular component: membrane; extracellular region. Gene Ontology annotation, molecular function: lipid binding. The record is from RefSeq and is a predicted model, not a curated record.
AAACCUGACAGGAUAUAAUUUAUUCCGGGUAAUAAAACAUUUUGUUUUGCUAUACCUUUCUCAUUUAUGCAUGCACUUGAAAACAAGCUGUGAGUGUAGAUUUAAGAAGUCAUCAUUCAGAUAGACGAAUUAUGUCAGAUCGGGAAAUUGAUGCCAUACACAAGUAUGAAAGGUAUCUUGAGGAAUUUGUCACCCAGUAUGAAGACUGGGUAAGGACUAGAAGAAGGGCCAUCAGAGAUUUAGAGCAAAUUGUUGCCGACAUGGACAGUGGCGAAUUUCAAAACAAUGUCACUCAAAUUGUAGGUAGUAGCGUUGGUGUGUUAAGCGGAAGCAUAAUGAUUGGAGCUUUGCUUCUUGCACCCUUCACAGCAGGUGCGUCUGCCGCCGUUGGUGCUGGAAUAGCAGCUGGGGUAGGCUUAGCUGGUGGAAUAACAAACCUCACUUCUGACCAAAUUAAUAAGAAUUAUGCUUUGAGAAAAUGCAAGGAAGCUGAAAACAUCAUACUAGGUGACCAAAAAAGAACAACCGACCUAGAUGAAGCCGAAAAGCGUUUUACAGAAGCUUUGGAAACCUUAAAGGAGGUUGCCAAAUCUACAAAAAAGGAAAUAAAAACGAUGCUGAAAACCAUUAAAAGAGGAAAGAAAGUUGCGCAGGUCAUGUCGAAAACGGCACGUUUGGUCGGGAAAGGAAGUCGAGGAAUCGGGAUGACUGCCGGAAAACUUAUUGGUAAAACGGCUGCUCUUGCUCUUGUUGGUGUAGGUUUUGAUAUUUGGGAAAUUGUCUCCUCCAGUAAAGAUAUUGCUAAUGGUUCAAAGUCUGAGCUCGGAAAAGAUAUAACAAACCACAUCGAAAAAAUGAGGGAAUCAUUGAAUGAAGUCCAAGAAUAUUACGCUGAAACUUACGGAAUAACUGACUAAGUUGCUAUAAAGACACAUCGUAUGUUUCUAAUUUCUUUACCUUUUUAUGUGGACAAGUUUUUUAAUAAUUUUUUUUAAUACUUAGAUUUGAAAAUGAGUAUGGAUUGAAAGAACAAGACCUUCAUAAUUUUUUCUUAACUUUAUAAUUAUCAUUAUUGAAAUUUGUAAAAUAUUAAGGAGGCUGGUGGGUCAACAAAUUAAUCCCAAAUUAACCACCAGAUUUACCUUAUUUUUUUAGAUACGGUAUCUUUUGCUGUCAACUAUCAUUUGACAAAGAAAAAAAUCAUACAUUUUAGUUUUAAAAUUUGAUCACUUUUGUAUAUGGAGCUCUCCUUUUAAAGGAGAUUGAAAUAGUCUGAAAAUGGCUGCCACCCCCAGCCUCUUUAAAUUGAUAUGUAUUUAACAUGAGUGGUGUUUGCUUUUUUUUUGCUUCAAAAGUGUUUUUAAAACACAUUUUUUGCUGUGUAUUACAUGCUACAAGGCACUAAAACUCUUACAGUUCAGAAUUGCGCAGGUUUAAUCCCCUGUAUA